GCGGGGGGCGCGGAGACCGCUCGCAGUCCCAGCUGAGCGCAGCCUGCCUGGGUCGGCCUUUGCUAUGACCUCCAAACAAGCCAAGAGGAAAGAUGUGCAUCGUAUCUACUCUGCUCAAAGCUGGGACAAAUCUAAAGAUCAGUACUAUUUUGGCAGCAAUAUACAAGCCAGUUCUGUUGAGCAGAAGAAGGGGAAAUUCUCUAUCUGGCCAGAGUGGAAUGAAGCUGACAUAAAUGCGGAAAAGUGGGACACAGGCAAAGGUGGAAAAGAAAAGGACAAAACGGGGAAAAGCCCUAUACUUCAUUGUUUUGAGGACCCUGAAGGAAAGAUUGAAUUACCACCAUCGUUGAAAAUUUAUUCCUGGAAACGUCCACAGGAUUUUAUAAUUAAUCGGACUCCAGUAGUUGUGAAAAAUGAAAUCCUGUUAGACUUGUUUUCAGCAAAUGAACAUUUAUUCUGCAGUGAGCUGAUGAGAUGGAUUAUCAGCGAAAUCUAUGCAGUGUGGAAGAUAUUCAACGGGGGUAUUUUGAGCAAUUAUUUUAAAGGGACUGCAGGGGAACCCCCUCUUCUCGCCUGGAAACCCUGGGAACACAUAUACUCCCUAUGCAAGGCUGUGAAGGGUCACAUCCCUUUGUUCAAUAGCUAUGGAAAAUAUGUUGUAAAACUUUACUGGAUGGGUUGCUGGAGAAAGAUAACCAUUGAUGACUUUCUGCCUUUUGAUGAAGAUAACAAUAUAUUGCUUCCAGCUACAACUUGUGAAUUUGAACUCUGGCCAAUGCUUUUGUGUAAAGCUAUCAUUAAGCUGACAAAUGUUGACAUCCAUGAAGCAGAGAGGCGAGAACUGGGAGAGUUCACCGUUAUUCACGCCCUCACGGGAUGGUUACCAGAAGUCAUUUCUCUCCACCCAGGAUAUAUGGACAAAGUUUGGGAGCUCUUAAGAGAAAUAUUGCCUGAUUUUAAGCUAUCAGAGGAGUCCAGCUCUGAAAGCAAACUAACAAUGAUGGAUACCAAAUUAAAAGAAUCAGGGAAAGAAGUGAAGGAUGGCAAAGAAGUGAAAGAUGGCAAAGAAGUAAAAGAUGGCAAAGACUUCAAACCUGAAACUUCAGUGACAACACUAAAAUUACUUGAGAAAAGUGACAAACUUCCAAAGGAGAAAGCAGACGCAAAAGACGUUGGGAAGAAGAGGAGCAAAGACGGAGAAAAGGAAAAAUUCAAAUGGUCACUUCACGGUUCAAGACCCUCAUCAGAUGUACAAUACUCCCUGCAGUCUCUGUCAGACUGUUCUUCAGCAGUACUGACCCCUUACAUGGUGGUAUAUGCUACCUUUACACCUCUCUAUUUGUUUGAAAAGAAGAUAUUUUCAUUAGAGAAGAUGUCCACCUCGGCUGAGAAGCUGCGAGAAUAUGGCCUGUCCCACAUUUGUAGCCAUCCUGUGCUGGUGACCAGAACCAGGUCUUGCCCUCUUGUAGCUCCACCCAAACCAGCGCCCGUGCCUCCCUGGAAACUCUUUCGUCAAAAAAAAGAAACUGUUAUAACAGAUGAAGCUCAAGAAUUAAUAAUAAAGAAGCCUGUACAGUUUCUUGAGAUAUCAAGUCCAUUUUUGAAUUAUAGAAUGACUCCAUUUACAAUUCCAACAGAAACUCAUUAUGUACAAUAUCUUAUUAAGAAAGGGAUGCCUCCAGGAUCUGGUUUAUCUUCCUUUACUGAAAAUGAUGAAACUGCAAACUUGAGUCCAUCAGAAUUAAGUCAAUUGACAGGAACUAUGUCUCAGGGUAAAAUUGCUCCACAGGUUACACUUGGAAAAGAUGAACUAAUAGACCUUGGAUUGAAUGACACAGCCCAUCUAGCUGAGGGGUUUAGUUUGGAGCGAGAUUUAGUCAGCCAGACGACAACAGCACUGGAAAAAUCACAAGAGGAACUUAUAGCAAUAAAUAAUGGUGUUUCUAAAGAAAUAUGGUUAGAUUUUGAAGACUUCUGUGUAUGCUUCCAGAAUAUCUAUGUUUUCCACAAGCCAAGUUCAUAUUGCCUUAACUUUCAAAAAACAGAAUUCAAGGCGGUAAAAAAAAGUUUAGCUUUAACAAAGGAUAGCCCCCCCAUAGAGCCUGGACUACUUACAGUUGAAACACUUUCUUUGAAAGCUCUGAAGCCACGUGAUCUGGUUCUGAAAAUUCAUACAUAUGCUACCAAGGCUACUAUGGUUCGCCUGCCAGUUGGGAGACACAUGCUGCUCUUCACAGCGUAUUCCUUGAUAGGGCAUUCCAUCCACAUCUGCAGCAUGGUGACUUUUGUCAUUGGGGAUGAAGAUGUUGUGUUACCCAACUUCGAGCCGGAGAGCUACCGAUUUACAGAGCAGUCUCUAAAAAUUAUGAAGGCUGUCGGAAAUGUGAUUGCUAAUUUCAAAGAUAAGGGUAAACUUUCUGAAGCGCUGAAGGAUCUACAAACAGCUCACUACCCUAUACCCCUUCACAACAAAGAAGUAACGGCACAGCACUUCAGGGUUUUUCAUACAUCUUUAUGGCGUUUAAUCAGAAAAACUCAACUAGCAAAAUUUCCUUCAAACUUGAAAUUUGCAUUCCGUGCUAUAGUUUUGGACUUGGAUUUAUUCGAUUCCUCCUUGGAAGAGGCUUCUUUAGCGGAAUGGGUAGAUGUUAAAUAUUAUAUACCAAUAAGCGAUAAAGAAUAUUCUCCUGAGGAAGUCGCAGCAGCAAUUAAAAUUCAAGCCAUGUGGAGAGGGACUUAUGUCAGAAUGCUUAUGAAAGCCAGAACACCAGACACAAAGGAAAAUACCAGUGCUGCAGAUACUCUUCAAAAAGUUUGGGCUAUAUUGGAAAUGAAUAUAGAACAGUAUGCAGUUUCCCUCUUGAGACAAAUGUUUAAAAGCAAGUGCAAGUCCAUUGAAUCCUAUCCAUGCUAUCAAGACGAAGAAACUAAGAUUGUUUUUGCUGACUAUACUGUGAGUUAUGGAGACCAGCCACCAAAUAGUUGGUUCAUAGUAUUCAGAGAAACGUUUUUGGUUCAUCAAGAUAUGAUUUUGGUUCCCAAAGUAUAUACUACACUCCCAAACUGUGUGCUCCACGUUGUUAAUAAUGACACAAUGGAACAAGUGCCAAAGGUGUUCCAAAAAGUGGUGCCUUAUCUUUAUACCAAGAAUAAGAAAGGGUACACGUUUGUGGCUGAAGUGUAUACUGGUGACGCACAAGUAUCUGCCUCACGAUGGAAGUUGCGCCUCAUUGGUUCUUAUAAUCCACUCCCAUGCCUCUCUCGAGACUUUCCAUGCAAUACCUUUGCCAUAAAGGAAAUCAGGGAUUACUACAUGCCCAAUGAUAAAAGAAUUUUAUUCAGGUAUUCAGUUAAAGUUGUAUUACCACAUCCUGUGACAAUACAGGUGCGCACGUCCAAACCAGAUGUAUUCAUCAAGCUGCAGAUCCUAGAAAAUGAAGAAACUAUUGUGAGCGCCACCGGGAAAGGCCAAGCUCUAAUCCCAGCAUUUAACUUCUUGGGGAAUGAGAAAGCGUUGAGCUCCCAGUCUAGCAAGCAAAUUAUUUUAAGUCAUGUUUCAGCCAAGAAAGAUCAAGAAUUGUACAAUAAGAAGAAGUCUGCCCAGGGAAGUCAGAAACCUUCUAAGGGUAGACCUGGAAGUGCCGCAACAGACCCUGGUCAGCUCACUUUGGACGAUGAAAACCUGAGUGCAUCCACUAUAGAAGAAAGUGCCAGCACCCCACAGCAGAAUUACAAGUAUAUUAUACAGUGUUUGGUAUUGUAUAACAGUUGGCCUCUCACUGAAAGUCAGCUGAUGUUUGUUCAAGCACUAAAAGACUUAGAGAAAAAUGAUAACAAAGUUCAUGGAGAGAAACAUGAGGAGUUAAUUCCCUUGGGAAGCCCAGAUUCCCAUGCUAUUAGUGAGGGGCAAAAAUCUUCCGGAACAUCCAGAACAACAAGGAAAGGCAAAGAAAAGUUUUCUGAGAAAGAAAAGACAGCCAAAGAAAAACAAGCACCUCGCUUUGAGACUCAGAUGUCCACUGUUCACUCUCAACAAGAAGACCCAAACAAACCCUACUGGAUUUUGAGGUUGGUCACUGAAUACCAUGAAGCAGACUUUUUUGAAGUGAAAAAAGAUACAGAACGAGCAGAUGAAAUCCGAGCCAUGAAGCAAGCCUGGGAGACGACGGAGCCAGGAAGAGCCAUCAAGGCUUCUCAAGCUCGUCUGCGUUACCUCAGCCGUUUCAUUAAGAGAACCCCAGACGCCGAGAGUGUGCCUGUGCCUGGGUUAGAAAGCCAAAUGAGAGCAGAGGAUGAAGAAAUACCUACAAGUUCCAUGAAAGAGCCAGAAACAAAGAGCCGUGGGAGUUUAGAGAGCAGAGAUGCAACACAAUCAGGGACUGUGCUAUGGAAGAAAUGGCAAAUGACCAAGAGCUUAAAGGAUCUGGCAAAAUCGAUAAGCAGUGAAAGUGGAGGAGCAAGCCAGGCAGGCAAGGAGGAGCAGAUCAUGCGGAAGGAAAAUAUCAGGUUUCGUUCACGAUCCCCAACAAUUUUGGAAAUGUCUCCACAACUUAUUCGAAAAGCGUUAGAAUGUGUAGACUUAACUCAAUACAUGAGGCAAACAAACUCUGAGGCUCUGCUGCUCACGGAGGAACUGAAUCACCAGCAGUCAAUGCAAAAGGCAGAGGAGGUUCAUCAGUUUCGACAGUGUAGGGCCAGGCUCCUUAGCAUUCGAGGCAUUGACCAAGAAGAACGGUUUAAAUUAAAGGAUCGAGUCCUGGAGAUGUACGGGGAGAUGCGGGACGCCUUAGAUGAAGCCCGACAGAAGAUCUUCACUAUCCGGGAAGAUUAUAGAAACAAGUUGCUGGAAGCUGAGCGCCUAAGGUUGGAGGCUCUGGCUGCCGAGGAAGCGGCCACCCGGGCAGAGCCAGAAAAGAAGACCCUGGCUCCUGACAAAGAGAAAAAAAAGAAAGAAAAGAAAAAGUAACUAGGAGAGGCCCAAUACUACCUUUCUUCUUCUGAAGAAGAAUCUUUUUUUCAUGUAGAACUUUGCCUGUUGAUAAAAAUAAGGUCUUGGCCAAUUAGAAAUAGAAUUGUUCCUACCUUAGAAAUAGUUUCUGCAUUUUAAUGUGAAUUUGUUAGUUUUUCUCAGAAAGCUAUCAUUUGAAUCCAUUAGAGUUUACACUUUUCUAAUUUCAAUUUAAAAAUGCCUCAUAAUAUUUAGAAUGUAAUAAAAUGCAUAUGUCUCACUGUGAAUUGCUGCAUUAUUAAUGUUAAAACAGGAUUAUAAAUGAGCCAAUAGAAUUGCCUUUGAAAAAUUCAAUGAUGAGAAAAAUAGCUAUUGUUCUUAGAGAAAAUUUUGUCUCCAACUUUAAAAACUUUAAAAUAUUUUUAAAAAUAUGCUUCAUGCUUGUGC
Messenger RNA from Hipposideros armiger (great roundleaf bat), 5395 nucleotides. It is a transcript of the gene ADGB, whose product is annotated as androglobin. The record is from RefSeq and is a predicted model, not a curated record. Lineage: Eukaryota; Metazoa; Chordata; Mammalia; Chiroptera; Hipposideridae. The transcript is spliced from 36 exons. Gene Ontology annotation, biological process: proteolysis. Gene Ontology annotation, molecular function: heme binding; calcium-dependent cysteine-type endopeptidase activity; oxygen binding. The coding region runs from base 65 to 4966 and encodes 1633 amino acids.